Molecule: messenger RNA, 5035 nt
Organism: Trichomycterus rosablanca
Lineage: Eukaryota; Metazoa; Chordata; Actinopteri; Siluriformes; Trichomycteridae
Gene: ctnnal1
Product: catenin (cadherin-associated protein), alpha-like 1
Exons: 19
Coding region: 81-2369 (762 amino acids)
Biological process (GO): Rho protein signal transduction; cell adhesion
Molecular function (GO): actin filament binding; cadherin binding
Source: RefSeq, a predicted model, not a curated record
AUAUACGGUUCUAAAACAUUUCCUUUUCGGUUUACCGAAACCUCCAUUAGAUAACAGAGUCGGUUACAGUUCAGACUGGAAUGGCUUCCUCCCCGUGUAGUGCUGGUGGCAACUUUGAUAGCGGACUCGAAAUCAAAACUCGGUCUGUGGAACAAACGCUUAUUCCUCUGGUCUCUCAGAUAACCACACUUAUAAAUCACAAGGACAAACUGAAGAAGACAGAAAAGACAUUGCGAGCCAUCCACAGAGUUGGUCAGGCGGUCAGUGCUGCAGUAGGCCGCUUUGUGGCUGUAGGAGAAGCUAUUGCGUUGGAGAAUGAGGAACUUAAGGAAGAAAUGGGUCAUGCCUGCUUUGAAGCCCGAAGAGCAGGCACAGCUAUAGCUCAACUGACAGACGUGUGUAGUGUGGAGCAGAGUGAGGCUGAUGGGUGCAGCACUGUAUUUAGCGAUAGGAUGGGCAUGGUAAAGGCCGCCCGCAUGCUCCUGUCUUCUGUCACCAAAGUGCUUGUGCUUGCAGAUCGCAUUGUCAUCAAACAGAUCGUCAGCUCUCGCAACAAAGUGUUAAUGACACUAGAACAGCUGGAGCAAGUCAGCACCUUUCAGGAGUUUGUGCACAUUUUUAGUCAGUUUGGCAAUGAGAUGGUGGAGUUUGCGCACCUUACAGGAGACCGGCAAAAUGACCUAAAGGAUGAGAAGCAGAAGGCACGUAUGGCUGCAGCUCGUGCUGUGCUGGAGAAAUGCACCAUGAUGCUCCUUACUGCCUCCAAGACAUGUCUCAGACACCCUGACUGUGAGUCUGCUCGUAUUAACAAGAACGCAGUGUUCCAGCGCAUGCGUCUGGCUCUGGAGCAGGUCAUUGAGAUUGUAACAGAUGCCCGCACCAGUGGAGAGACAAAAGCACUGCCCAUCAGCAUCUACGGAGGGAUUAAAGACUUUAAGAGUAAGGUGGAGGGGCUGAGAAACUCACUGUUUGGUGUACAAUGUGAAGCUCUGGCAGCACAGCUGGAGGCUCUGGUGGAGCAGACUGAAGAUUUCACAGAUUCAGCCUACACCAGUCAUGAGCAGCGUGAGACAAUACUGCAGCUCUGCCACACAACACGACAGGAAACCCAGCAGCUCAUCACUGCUUGGAGUCAGGCACAGGCGAUAAACGGCAAAGAAGUGACAGAGGAUUUGGAGCUUGCCAUUUUGAGAACAUGUCAGAGUCUUGUGGAGCUCAGACGUGAGCUGCAUAAGGUAGCUGUGGGGAGGGCUGGUGAGCUGCUGAAGCUGCACUCUGAUCAUGCUGUCCUGCAGCUUCUGAAGGCUGGAGGGGUAGAGGGCAAUGUUGAGGCAGUGGCUAAUUAUGCUCGAACACUCACCGAGCAUAGAGAGCAGCUGGUGGAGACCUCACGACUGCUCUGCCAUGUCUCAGGAACAGAGCCUCUGGAGAUCACCUGCAUCCACGCGGAGGAGACCUUUCAUGUGAUUGGUCCACAGAUAAUCUCAGCAGCUCAGACACUGGCUCUGCACCCUAACAGUAAGAUAGCCAAAGAGAACCUGGACGUGUUCUGUGAGGCCUGGGAGUCACAGCUUUGCGACAUGUCCAUCCUGCUAAAAGAGAUCACUGAUGUAUUUGAAGGACGCAGAGGUGAUAAAAGAACGUAUCUGUCAUUACCCAGACCAGGGAAGCACUUGGCUAAUUUAAAGACAACAAAGUCGGCCAAGCUUGAUACAGAGGGUCCUGUAUGCUGUGGUGGUCAGGAUCAGACUAGCAUUACCAAACUGGGGCUUGAGCUCCGUCUUCUCAGCUCAGAUAUAGAUUCUGAGCUGGAGCGCUGGGAGGAUCAGGAGCAUGAAGUGGUUCGUCAGUGCCAGAGCAUGUCCAGCAUGGCCUACUCCAUGUACCUCUUUACUAGGGGUGAGGGACUGCUGAAGACUACUGUGGAUCUUUUCCACCAAGCAGAGGUUCUGUCAGAGCAAGGGCUUCAGAUGUGUUCCAUCUUGCAGUCCUUUUCCACACAGCUGGUGGACGAGGAGAAACCAAUCCUGGUGUCUGAGACAGAAAAGUUAGCUACCUUCUGUCACCAGCUACAAGUCUGUGCCAAAGCUCCUGUCCAGGGGAAGAGUGCAACAUUUCAAAAGGUGGACUCAACAAUACACAAUACCAAAGGAAUUUUAGAAGUGGUGGUUUCUCUCCUGCCAAUCUGUAAUAAACUCAUCUGGAAGUGUAAAUCUGAGAGCAGCAGUCAGGGCUCCCCACAGCACUGGAGAGAGAGACAGCACACUCCGGUGAUGGAUGAAGCACUGAAUGGAAAGGGCUCCAAUGGCUUUAGGGUCAAAUCACUGGAACAGCACCUUGCCAAUCUCACUUUCCUAGAGAGCAAGUAGCUCAGAUUUUCCAUCCCAGAUUUAAUCAGACAAACAGUAAUGUACUGUUUCUCUCUUAUACACAGACACUCCUGCUUUGGUCAGUAUUUUUGUGUUGUACAGUAACUGCUAGUUUAUCUGCCUCACAUACAGGUCCAAAAGUUUAAAACACUACCAAGAAUGUUUCAAUUAUGAAAAAUGUAUUUCCUCAUUCCAAAAUGUAAUUCCCUUUGGUGGCAUUGCCACCAAAGAAACAUCUGAGGAAGUCAUUUUGUAUCUGAUACUAGGAUAUUACCAGCAGGUCCUUUAACUUCACCCAAGUGCCAGUGUGAUCUUGGAGGAACUUGUUCACACUGACCUUCUUCCAUUGACCCAAUAUCCACUGCCUGCAUGUCCGUUCAGUGCUGGACAUGAGCAUGGGUACAUUGACAGACAUUUGAUACACUGUGUGUUGUGCCACAUUCCUCUCGUCACCAGUAUUAAAAUGAUCUACAAGUUUUUUCUGGCAUCAGUGAGUCUUACACCUAACAAUCUGUUGGUAGUCCGUGGCUUGACCCACCUUGGACCACUGUCAGUGGGUACUCACCACGGCUUAUGAGCACACCUUCCUGGUUCAGAGAUACUUUAACCCAGUCAUCUGGUCAUAACGAUUUGGCCCUUAUUAAAGUGAUUCAGGUCUUUAUGUUAAUUAUAUCUGCGGCAUGUAACUAUCAUCAGCCCAACAUUUAAUCUAUCCCUGACCCUUACGUGCACCGUUAACACAAAAUAGGCAGUUAUGCACGUUUUUGGGGGUGGUCUUAAUGUUUUGUAAACUUUAUGAAAUUCCACUUACUUUUACUUGUGACAUAUGCAAUCUAAUAUAGUUUAUUAACGAUUAAGCUAAUUAGUCUGCUAUUAGAAAUUGCAGAGUACAACAUUUUGGCUGUGGACUUUAACCUUUGGACCAGAAAUACACACACACACAAGUUUGGUCAAUUCCAAACUUUCCAACUGUACAUUGCUGUUUUUUAAAGGCUGUAUCACAUUAUCAUGCAUGAAACAGAAUAGCUGAAAAAAGAAAUCAGUGACAGCACCUUAAUCAUUUCAGUGUAGGGCGGACACAGUGUAUUUAAUGUACCUGCCUCAUUUACAUAUUUAUGCCAAAAAUAUCCACUGUCUUGAUUAUUUUUGGGAUGCCAGCAUAAGAAUGGAAAUGCCAAUUUAAGGACAUCUUAAUGUGCCGAGUAUUACUGUGUUGUAAUGAACAUCUGCAGCGAAUUCCAAAAUGAAGAACGCAUCUUUGGUAUUAUAUUUUUUUUUUUGGUGUUUCUGUCAUAAAAGUUGUUACUGCCUUGUCAUAUGGACUGUCUUGUAGGUCACUGUGAUUUGUAUUGUUACUUGAAAUAUAAAAAGUGUCACACUGCUAUGGUAAAUUCAAGCUGAAUGAAUACCAAGGCUAUCAUUUACAUCAUUUAGAAAUUUGUGUUGUGAACACCUGCAGAAAUGUACCAUUAUUUACAAAGUGGGUUUAUGAAAAAUGUUUUUUUUUUUUUUAUUACUUUAAUGGAUGUGUAAUUGCAGACGUUCUAAGAGGAAAAAAAAAAAUAAAAGCCAUUUUGCAGAAGUGAGAUUGCAGGUGAGAGAAAACACACCCAAUGGGCGGCAUUAAUCUGAUGCAUGUUUUGUACCAUGGCUGCAGUGUACCAUGUUCAUGGUUUUUAAAUGGACAUGAAACCAUACUGAAUAUCAAAAUAUUCAAAGUAAUAUGAAUUACUAGAUACACAAUGCUAUUUUUUUUAUUUUAACCCACGAUUCUACAAAACAUUCUAUACAUUUAACUAAUUCACCUUUUUAUCCCACUUUUAUCCUAUUUUUAAUAGAUAUGGAUUUCCUGUUGACUUCACAUCUGUUCUAGUAAAUAAUAUAAGUUUAACAGUAGUUUUUCUACUUGUGCAUGCACAGUAAUAGUUAUUUUACUAUUGAUUUACUAUUGAUUAGGAUUGUGUAAACAAUUUUGAUUGGGACCCUGUUCAGUGUUUCUGGGUGGCACUGCACCUACCAUGACCCUGAUCAAAAUGCAGAACUGUGAUUAUUUGGGUUGUAUUUUAUGAGAGACACUGCUUAGAUAAAUUCAGCUUAGUUAUAUCUUAUUGUUUGGCAUUUUUGUGCAUUGCAAUUUCCUCAUUGUUUUUACCCCAGCCUUGUUUGUACUGGCUAUUUUUUUCUUGAUAACUAUGCCAGGUUCAGCUCUCAAUCAAAACAGCAAAAAACGAACAUUUUACAUAUUCACAUUUACCUGCAGUGCACAUCAUAUUUUUUUGGUAGAUCGAUCUCAUCAAACCCACUUACUACGCACAUGAUUCAUUCAAUUGAACAUGCAAAUUACAACCCAGUGGAGUAACGAAAUUGUUGGGCUUAAUGGUGUGUACUUUAAAUGCCACAUUUUUGUGUUUUCUGUUUUGAGAACUGCACUGCAAAGCUUUGUGUCUGUUUGCAGUCUGGAAACUAAGUAUGUUCACGUGUAAUGUAUGAUGUAUUUUUUUAAUGACAUGGUAAAUAAUUUCUUGAAAGCUGCGGUUGUGACUAUGCUUUACAGACGAAUAUGAAGAGCUGAGUGAGUAUGAUACAUGAGUGAAACUAGUUUUGACUGAUCCUUUACAGUUGAAUGUUAUACAAAGGAAAUCAUAAUAUACAUUAUUUUUCUUAAA